GUCAAGGCACCGGGUGCGAAGGGGUCUCGCAGAGCGGCGUGUGCUACCAAGGAAGCCGGGUGCGCAGCGGCAGGAUGCGGGUGGCGAACGGGCUCUGGGCGGCGCUGGUCCUGAUUCUGCUCCCGGGCGGCAGCCGGGCCCUGCGGGAGGGGGAGUGCGAGGUGUGUGUUACAUUCCUGGGAAGGUUCUAUCAGAGUCUAAAGGACAAGGAUAUUGAGUUCACACCAGCUAGUGUUGAAAAAGAACUCUUGAAAUCCUGCAAAGAAGCAAAAGGCAAAGAGAACCGACUGUGCUAUUACAUUGGAGCCACCAGUGAUGCAGCCACUAAAAUGGUUAAUGAGGUAUCAAAACCUCUGAGUCACCACAUCCCUGUGGAAAAGGUCUGUGAGAAACUGAAGAAGAAAGACAGCCAGAUCUGUGAGCUAAAAUACGACAAGCAGAUUGACCUGAGUACUGUGGAUCUGAAGAAACUGAGAGUGAAAGAACUGAAGAAGAUCCUAGAUGACUGGGGUGAAACAUGCAAGGGCUGUGCAGAAAAAUCAGACUACAUUCGCAAAAUCAAUGAACUGAUGCCUAAAUAUGCACCAAAGGCAGCCAGUUCACGGACAGAUCUCUGACCAAUGUAGUGGCCUCUGUCAUACUAGUCCUCGUACGAACUACAUUAAUCUGUUUUGUUUCUUAUAAAGCUUUUUUUGUAACUUAUUUAACUGGGCUCCCAAGGCUGUCAGUUGGAGCUGGAGCAGUUGUGAAAUGCUCAUUCAACACCUCCGUUAUGUCAUGUCUCUAGUUUGUAUUUCUCUUGAUUCUGGUUUAGUUUAGAACAUCACACUCUGUAUGGAAUUUUUUUAUUAAAGUAAGAAGAAAUCUC
Molecule: messenger RNA, 868 nt
Organism: Gopherus flavomarginatus (Mexican gopher tortoise)
Lineage: Eukaryota; Metazoa; Chordata; Testudines; Testudinidae
Gene: MANF
Product: mesencephalic astrocyte derived neurotrophic factor
Exons: 4
Coding region: 75-617 (180 amino acids)
Biological process (GO): dopaminergic neuron differentiation; neuron projection development
Cellular component (GO): endoplasmic reticulum
Source: RefSeq, a predicted model, not a curated record